Gossypium raimondii (Peruvian cotton) is the source of this 1541-nucleotide messenger RNA. RefSeq names its product transcription factor MYB83. Bases 211 to 1083 code for a protein of 290 amino acids. The transcript is spliced from 2 exons. The record is from RefSeq and is a predicted model, not a curated record. Lineage: Eukaryota; Viridiplantae; Streptophyta; Magnoliopsida; Malvales; Malvaceae.
CUAAGCAAAACCCCCACAACCAUCACCAUCAUCAUCAUCAUCACCACCAUUUCCCCCACCAUGAAGCCUCCUCCUCCCUUCUUCUAUAAAAUCUCCACUAAUUUCCUUAUGACCAAAAAAAAACUCGUUUAUAAUAUCAACAAAAAUAAACCCAAGUCUUUAGUUAGUUCUUAAAUUUUCAUCUCUUAGGAGAUUUUUUUAUUAUUUUACAUGAUGAGGAAGCCUAACAAUGGUAGCACUAUUACUACUACUAACAAUAAGCUUAGGAAAGGGUUAUGGUCACCCGAAGAAGAUGAUAAGCUCAUUAACUAUAUGUUAACCAAUGGCCAAGGUUGUUGGAGUGACGUAGCUCGGAACGCCGGCUUGCAACGGUGCGGCAAGAGUUGCCGUCUCCGUUGGAUCAAUUACUUGAGACCCGAUCUCAAACGAGGUGCCAUUUCGCCAGAAGAAGAAGAACUAAUCGUCCAGUUACAUUCUAUUCUCGGCAAUAGGUGGUCUCAAAUUGCGGCUCGCUUGCCUGGUCGUACCGACAAUGAAAUAAAGAACUUUUGGAAUUCGACGAUAAAGAAAAGGCUCAAAAAUUCUUCACCAAACACCACCGGUUCAUCAACAUCAAACUUUAACAAAGAUUCCAAUCCAGUCGGCUUCAUUACAAUGGAACAACAAGGUGUUCUUUUGCCUACGUACAUCGAUUUAUCGUCGACUUCAUCCAAUUCUUCCUUGCAAUCAACCGUCACGAACCCCGGGACUGCAUUCGGUGCCACCGUCGGGUACUUUGCGACAAACGUCAACUGUAUGUACGGUGAAAACGAGAUGUUAUGUGGGGAGGAACUAUACAUGCCUCCUUUAGAAACUGUUAGAGAAAACCUUAAAAUCGAGAAUACAUUCGAAAGCGACAUCACCACCACCACCACCACAAACAACAACAAUAACGUAGAUUGCAGUAUGAAAUCGGAGAACGUAAUGACCGGUGCGGCUGUCGGGAAUUUUUGGUUAGGUGAAGAGAUUAAAGUUGGAGACUGGGAUUUGGAGGAUUUGAUGAAAGAUGUUUCUUCUUUUCCAUUUCUUGAUUUUCAAAGUUAAAUAUAAUUAAAACAUUUUAGGUCAAAAUUAAAACAUUAAAAAAAACCCUAGAGUUCAUUACAAAAAAAAAAAAAACUUAAAACCUUGUUUGUUUGAUAGUGAAAAAGGACUACAAAAUUCUCAUAGAUUUCGACAAUACUUACAAAAAUUGUAUAAGUUUAUAGGAUAUAUAUAUAUAUAACACUAUGGAAUAAAGGUGACAUGAAAAUCUUUGUAAUUUUUGUAUUAUUGUGAAGAGGAAAAUGGGUACUUUGAUUGACUUAGAAAUGAAAUAAUAAGCCAUGUAUACACUUUGUAAUAGAAAUAAGAAGGAACAAUUUCAAUUUCUAAAGUAAUAUUGUUAUUACUAGAUCGAAUCGGUCAGUUGAACUGAUUGAAUUGAAAAUCGAUGGUCGAUUUAAGCGACAUCAUAAAAUUGAAAAGGAAUUGAAUUGAUAAAAUGAAUGUUUAUGUUUCUA